This is a messenger RNA of Siniperca chuatsi (mandarin fish), 2585 nucleotides long. It is a transcript of the gene rec8b, whose product is annotated as REC8 meiotic recombination protein b. The record is from RefSeq and is a predicted model, not a curated record. Gene Ontology annotation, molecular function: protein binding; chromatin binding. Gene Ontology annotation, biological process: replication-born double-strand break repair via sister chromatid exchange; synaptonemal complex assembly; mitotic sister chromatid cohesion. The transcript has 18 exons. Bases 126 to 1889 code for a protein of 587 amino acids. NCBI's taxonomy places the organism in Eukaryota, Metazoa, Chordata, Actinopteri, Centrarchiformes, Sinipercidae. Gene Ontology annotation, cellular component: synaptonemal complex; cohesin complex.
GCGGGAAAACCGUUUUGCGAAUUUAGACAUUAGUUGCACUUACUAAGUUUUUAAUAUUCUAAAGAAAUUUCUAAAUUCCUUACCAUUUUUCCCCUGAAUAUCUGCUAUAUAUAUAAACUUUAAAAAUGUUUUACUACCCAAACGUCCUCCACCGCCAUACUGGAUGUUUUUCAACAAUUUGGUUAGCAGCCACCAGAGGUAUCAGGGUCACUCGCAGAGAGCUUCUCAAAGUCAAUGUCAAGCGAACAUGCACAGACAUUUUGGACUAUGUGACAGCUCAGGUUCCCCCACCGCAACCCAACCUACCGAGGCCUCGGUUCUCUCUCUACCUGUCAUCCCAGCUGCAGUAUGGAGUGGUUGUAGUCUACCACAGGCAGUGUGGCUUCCUGCUCGAGGAGGUUCAACAGACCAUUGACCGCCUGCUGCGCUCUAAAAGAUGCAUACGUAUUGACAUGGCUGAGUCUGACAGGCUGGCCUUGGAUGUGCCUAACAGCCUGUACAGGAUGGAGGAGGCUGAAGGAGCUCAGGACCCCUUCUUUGGUCUCAUGGAAUCACACCAACUGCCCAGCCCCUAUAAAAUACACCAGCCAAUGUUGGUGAUUGAAGAGGCAGGUUCACAGCACUCCCUGGUGCCCAGUCCCCACACCACACUUGACAAAGAGGGUUUCAGGUCACCUCCAGCUGACAUCACCCUGACAGAGAAGGAGCAGUUGCUCAUCACCGCUGCUGAGUAUUUUGAGGGAGAUGACCUUCCUGAAGCCACAGCCAGAGAGAUUGACUUGUUGAUGGAUCAACCAGACCAGUUCCGUAGAGAGGUGGAGGAGCAGCAGGCAGAGCAGAGGACCAGGGAACUUGAAGGAGCCAUGUCCUCUAUUGACCAGCUGAAGGAGACAGUGCUGGGAGCAGAGCGGGACAGUGUGUGGCUGUUAGACGAAGAGUUGGGUCAGCCUGUGGAGGUUCCUCUGGCAGGUGUUGCCCUGGAGAUGACCCCGCCGCAGGUUGCCAUGCCAACGCCACCCUCUGGGGCAUCUGGGAAAGAGGGAGACAGAGCAACCGAAAGUCCCUAUGAAGAGGUGGUUGUUCCUCCUCUUAGGAAGCCCGGUGGAGGUCGCAGGCGUCAGCUGGUCUUUGCAGACCCUCAGGUCCAGAUAUCUGACAGAGCAAUGCAGGAACAGAUCAGAAACCCACUGGCUGAGACACUGGACCUGUCCAAGGUGUUGCUGGACUUGACCUCCUUGACUACGUGUGCCACACCUGCUCAGCUCUUCAACGCCCCCUGUGGAUCCCUCCCCCAUGCUGACCUCCAGUCACUAUGGAAACAGUGUGCCUCAUUCACCGUCCUGCCUGGACAUAGGGAAAGACAGAGAGGGGAGGAGGAGGAGGAAGAAGAAGAGGAGGCAAGAGGGGAGUCAGAGCAGGACAGAGAAAUACUGAGGACAGAGAGGAAGAGGAAGCACUUAAGCAUGAGGGAGAUAUCCAGUGAGUCAGGGCUGCAACCCGCAGAGGGCUCAUCUGUAUUAGAUGUGAUCCUGGACAUGUCCAAAGAGGACAAAUCCGUAAGCGAUGUGAUCACUCCCGUCAGCAGAUGGUCUCCGCAAGAGGAGGCCCAGCUACCGAUGGAGCCUAUAGCGGAGGAGAACAUCGAGAUGCCCGAGGCUCAGACUGACACAGAGAGCAGGGACAUGCUGAGGUGGAUCUCCUCCAACCUGCAGAGGUUUGGAGAAGUCACCUUUGACUCUCUGGUGCCCCCAGAGGUCGACCGCACCACUGCAGCUCACACACUGCACAAACUGCUGGAGCUGCUGUCUGCUGGCCAGGUGACUGUACAACAGGCUGAACCCUACAGUAACAUCACUGUACACCCCGCAGCACUCAGGAUGACUGCCUGAACAUAUACACGUACAGUAACUCACACUAUAGUCCUGCACAGGUACAGUUAAUGCUACUUUUUUAUUGAUGAAUAUAAUGAAUGACUUUGAUCCUGUGACUCUUUUAGUAACACAUGAGAUCAUCAAAACUCACACUCUCAUGAUAUCUUUCAUUGUGUAAAAAAGAUGACACGGGUUAAAUGUUUUUAUAUGAUUGUUAAAUUACUCAGAAGGGUGAACUUUGCUUUUACCCAGUGUUUUAAAGAAUGUUUACAAAAUUUUUAACCAUUUUAAUCUGGUUAUAUUUUGUUCAUGUGGUUGUAUUUUUAAAUAUUUAUUGCCAUUGAGUUUCUCAGUGUUACAUAAUUUAAUUUCACAUACUGUUAUUGAAGUUUUAAACAUCUGGACCUAGUAAGUGUUGUUAUUCAGUUUGUAUCUUCUGUAUGGCUUUUUAUCCUUUGUAAUGAUUUUAAAUUAAGCUUUUUAUACAGUCUGUAUCUGCUGUGUGAAUUUUUAUCCCUUUAAAUUAUUCUAACUUGAAAUUUUAAUAAAAUGUGUUUUGCUCAGUAGAAUAGCAUAUGAUCUCAAAUUCUUCUUCCAAACUCCAAACAUAUUCAGGCUGGAUAAACUUUGUAUUUCUGUAGUUAUUUGUGAGGUUUGUGAUUUUCUAUUGUUUUCUCUAAUAUUAACUGUUCCAAGAAUCACUGUCAACAUAUU